AUGUCGGGAAAGAUGAGCAGCAAGGACUUGGGCCAGUCCAACCAGUAUGUGGGGCCUUACCGGCUGGAGAAGACCCUCGGGAAGGGACAGACUGGCCUGGUGAAGUUAGGGGUCCACUGUAUAACCGGACAGAAAGUGGCCAUAAAGAUUGUCAACAGAGAAAAACUGUCAGAAUCAGUUCUCAUGAAGGUGGAGAGAGAAAUAGCAAUUCUGAAACUAAUUGAGCAUCCUCAUGUUCUGAAGCUGCAUGAUGUCUAUGAAAAUAACAAGUAUCUGUACCUGGUGUUGGAGCAUGUGUCUGGUGGAGAGCUAUUUGACUACCUGGUGAAAAAGGGCAGGUUGACCCCCAAAGAGGCCAGGAAGUUCUUUAGACAGAUCAUCUCCGCUCUGGAUUUCUGCCACAGUUAUUCCAUAUGCCACAGAGACUUGAAACCUGAGAAUCUUCUCCUGGAUGAGAAGAAUAACAUAAGGAUAGCUGAUUUUGGCAUGGCCUCACUACAGGUUGGGGACAGUCUACUAGAAACUAGUUGUGGAUCUCCGCAUUAUGCUUGCCCUGAAGUAAUAAGGGGGGAGAAGUAUGAUGGUCGUAGGGCAGAUGUGUGGAGUUGUGGAGUCAUCCUUUUUGCACUUCUUGUAGGUGCCUUGCCGUUUGACCAUGACAAUCUACGGCAGCUUCUUGAAAAGGUGAAAAGUGGAGUAUUUCAUAUGCCCCACUUCAUACCACCUGAUUGUCAAGCAUUGCUCAAAGGGAUGAUAGAAGUCAACCCUGACAAAAGACUCACGCUAGAAGCAAUACAGACCCAUGCCUGGUACCAGAGUGGUCGCAAUGAACCGUGCCCUGAGCAGCCCCCUCCCCGUCGUGUGUGUGUAACAAGGGUGCUAUCAUUGACUGACCUGGACCCUGAUGUCUUGGAAAGCAUGUACUCUUUAGGGUGCUUCCGGGAUCGGGUCAAACUCACACGGGACCUUACAAGUCAGGAAGAAAACCAGGAAAAAAUGAUUUACUACCUCCUGUUGGACAGAAAGGAGCGGUAUCCCAGCUAUGAGGAUGAAGAUUUGCCACCAAGAAAUGAUGCUGACCCACCCAGGAAGCGUGUGGACUCACCCAUGUUGACUCGUCAUGGCCGCUGUAGACCAGAGAGGAAGAGUCUGGAAGUUCUCAGUGUCACUGAACAAGGCUCUCCCACUCCACCUCGCAGGAACCUAGACACUAAUUCACAUAGUCAAAGGUCUCGUUCAGUAAGUGGAGCGUCCACAGGUCUGUCUUCUAGUCCUCUCAGCAGUCCCAGGGUCACACCACAAGGCUCACCACUCCCCACCCCGCUGGGCACACCUGUGCACCAAAUCCAACACCCUUCCUCCACUACCCCUCCUUCCUCUUCCUCUUCAUCUUCUUCUCCCAGAGCGGACGGGUCUGGAGGGGCUUCUCUGUCACUGACACCGCCCUCCAGCCCAGGUAGCAGUGGCGGCUUGGCCUCCUCUAGCUCUGCCCACUGGAGAACAAGGCUCAACUCUUUCAAAAACAACCUGUUGGGCUCACCGCGCUUCCACCGGCGCAAACUCCAAGUCCCAACAUCAGAAGACAUGUCCAGUUUGACUCCAGAGUCCAGUCCAGAACUGGCGAAGAGAUCCUGGUUUGGAAAUUUCAUCAGUCUGGAGAAAGAGGAGCAGAUCUUUGUUUUGAUUAGAGACAAACCCCUCAGUUCUAUUAAGGCCGACAUUGUCCAUGCAUUUCUCUCUAUACCGUCCCUAUGUCACAGUGUAGUAUCUCAGAACAGUUUCCGGGCUGAGUACAAAUCCUCUGGUGGCCCCUCUGUCUUCCAGAAACCUGUCAAGUUCCAAGUCGACAUUGGGUUCUCUGAGGGAGACAGGGAGUUGGAAAGAGAGCGAGCAGAGAGGGAAGGCAGAAGAGCGGUGGGCAUAUACAGCGUCACCUUCACCCUAUUAACAGGUCCUAGUCGCAGAUUCAAGAGGGUGGUAGAAACCAUUCAAGCUCAGCUCCUUAGUACGCAUGAUCAGCCCUCUGUGCAGGCACUGGCUGAUGAGAAGAAUGGCAAACCGUCCCGCCAGCCUAGCACACCAUCACGUCAGAAUUCCAAGCAUUCUGAAAGCGGAUCUGAUCGGUGCGAGAAGGAGUGUGCAGUGGAGUCGGCGAGUGGAGGUGGCAGCAACGGUGGCAGCAACGGUGGCAACAUCUUACAAAGGCAAGGGUCAGGAAAAGAUAAGACCAGACUUCUUUCCACAUCCAAUGGGACGCAGUCACACCCGUGA
This is a messenger RNA of Nerophis lumbriciformis (worm pipefish), 2271 nucleotides long. Lineage: Eukaryota; Metazoa; Chordata; Actinopteri; Syngnathiformes; Syngnathidae. The record is from RefSeq and is a predicted model, not a curated record.